UCACAGAAUUCUUUUUCGGUUUUCUAAGCCUUCCUUUUAUCUUUCUCUCACUCCUCUACUUUUCUCCCUAUCCAGUUCAUUCCUACUACGCCGGUAAACGUCUUCUUCUCGCCGGGAAACGGUUCACUGUUUCUCUCGCCGGCGACCUGCCUCCUUGAAUUUUCGAGAACAACUCAUUCCUUUCACAUUCUAUCUUUAAUCUAUAAUCAUAUGUUUCCAUUUUGGGACUCGGCGUUGGAUCUCCGAGUUUGACUCUGUCGCUUCUUGUUUCGCGCGUUUUGAGAGAAUGUGGGGCUAUUGGCGGUCAUUGAAGUCGUUGUUCUGGUAGGAGGACGAGAUCGUGAUCUAGGGUUUGCUUUUCGGAUUUGGAUUCGUUUCUUUAGCUGUGGGGUUUGAUUCUUUGCGAGUUGAAGGCACAGGCGUAUCGACGGCGUCUGCGGCAUGAGAUGGUCUGUAGCUUGACGGAAAUUGUAUUUCGGUGCAAUUGAUGCCAUGAAUCCAUAUGUUAAAUGCAUUUGGAGGAGUUAAAAGAAAGACGUCUGAGGCGUUUGAUUCUUUUUCCCCUCAUUUUUUUGUUGGCUCUGGAGAUGGUUUUUUUUUUCCUCCCAUGAGAGAUGGUUCGAUUGGAGGUGAAACCGCCAAAAUGUAUUGGACGCUUGGUUCAGUUGUUUCCGUGUUUUGAUUUUCGUCUGGAUAAGGAUAAGAGUGGGAACUGGAACGUCAUCAUAAAGAGUGUUGACAUGGUCGUAGCUGGCCUUAAGUCAAUUUGAGCUUCUUUUGUUGAAAAUGUACAGUAUAUAGAUUGAGAGAGCACUUUUGGACUCGGAAUAUAGAGUGCUUGCAGUACUUCUUAUUACUGUUUGAACUUUGAAUGUAAUUUGUUGGGUGAUAUUGUUGUUGAUUAGUUGACUAAUAUGUACGUGUGUGUAUAUAUAUACUGGAGUAGGUGAUCUUUCAAAAUUUCAGGGCUUCAAUACAUCUUUCUGUACUUCUGUGUGCGGUCAACACCUAGGGAAGGCUGGUUCAGUAGUAUGCUUAAUAAGUCAACACUGUUGUUCUAAGGUGUCGCACAUUUUUUCAAGUGAAAAAGAAGCACUAUGUCAUUUGGACUUUUCAGGUGGAAGGAAGGGCCUGUUUGUCCAAAGAGGCUAGAGAUGGUUUAGAAUUUCUCAAGCGCAAAAGGCUUCGACAAAUGAAAUCUAUCAUUGUCAGUGAGACAGUUGGUGUUACCAACAUGAUGAGUAGAAGCGGAGGAGAUGCUCUGAGGGCUGCAGCAUCAUGUGUUGUGAGAUUGCAUGGUAUUGCAGAUUCACCUUCUCAGUCACGUGGUGUUCCAAUUGGGAAGGAUGCUUUUCCGAAGCGCAAGGUGGAUAAGUUUGAUAUAAGUGAUCUAGAAUGGACUGCAAGAAUUCCAGAGUGUCCUAUAUACUAUCCGACGAAAGAGGAGUUCGAGGAUCCUUUAGUUUAUUUGCAGAGGAUAGCUCCAGAAGCUUCUAGAUAUGGUAUGUGCAAGAUCAUUUCCCCUCUGAGUGCGUCUGUUCCGGCAGGUAUUGUACUGAUGAAGGAGAAAGCAGGAUUCAAAUUUACAACCAGGGUGCAACCUCUUCGUCUCGCUGAGUGGGAUACUGCUGACAGAGUUGCCUUCUUCAUGAGUGGAAGAAACUAUACUUUCCGUGAGUUCGAGAAAAUGGCGAACAAGGUUUUUGCUCGUAAAUAUUAUAGUGCCGGCUGUCUUCCUCCGUCAUACUUGGAAAAAGAAUUUUGGCAUGAAAUUGCUUGUGGAAAGACAGAAACCGUAGAGUAUGCAUGCGAUGUUGAUGGUAGUGCCUUUUCGUCUUCUCCCAAUGAUCCACUUGGAAGUAGCAAAUGGAACUUGAAGAAACUUUCACGGCUACCAAAGUCCAUUUUGCGUCUUUUGGAAACAGCUAUUCCAGGAGUGACUGAGCCCAUGCUUUACAUUGGGAUGCUGUUUAGCAUGUUUGCCUGGCAUGUGGAAGAUCAUUAUUUGUAUAGCAUUAAUUAUCAUCACUGUGGGGCAGCAAAAACUUGGUAUGGCAUUCCGGGUCAUGCAGCUUCAAGAUUUGAGAAGAUGGUCAGGGAACACGUCUAUACCCAAGAUAUCCUAUCCACUGAUGGGGAGGAUGGAGCAUUUGACGUACUUCUGGGGAAAACAACUUUGUUUCCUCCUAGUAUACUGUUAGAACAUGAUGUUCCUGUAUACAAGGCUGUACAAAAGCCAGGGGAAUUUAUAAUUACUUUCCCUCAAGCAUAUCAUGCUGGGUUUAGUCACGGUUUUAACUGUGGGGAGGCUGUGAACUUUGCAAUUGAUGACUGGUUUCCUUUGGGGGCUGUAGCCAGCCGCCGUUAUGCUUUUAUCAACAGAAUGCCUCUGCUUCCUCAUGAGGAGCUUCUGUGUAAAGAAGCAAUGUUUCUUUAUACGAGUUUAGAACUUGAAGACCCAGACUAUUCUUCUACAGACUUAACCUCUCAACAUUGUGUUAAGGUUUCUUUCGUGAAACUUAUGCGUUUCCAGCAUCGUGCUCGCUGGUCUCUUAUGAAAUCCCGGGGUUGUAUCAGUCUUUCUCCAAAUCCCUAUGGAACAAUUCUAUGCACUUUAUGCAAACGAGACUGUUAUGUAGCUUUCCUUAACUGCAGCUGUUGCUUGCAUCCUGUGUGUCUUCGCCAUGAUAUGGAGACCCUUGAGUUCUCAUGUGGGAGAAGUUGUACUUUGUUUUUGAGGGAUAACAUUCUAGAAAUGGAAGCUGCGGCAAAGAAGUUCGAGCAGGAAGAUGGAAUAUUAGAGGAGAUUUUGCUGCUAGCUAAAACUGGUGAUGAUUUGUACUCAGAUCCUGCACUGUAUACUUGCCAAGGAUUUGUUGACGAAGGAUACACUCCUUAUUGUGAGGUUAAGUUUUGUAUGAAUCAGUAUUCUACUCAGGAUAAUUCAGCACAGCCGAUUCAUCGCCAGCAUAAGUUGAACCAUAGCACAAGUAAAUUUAGACCUGAAACUUCAGACUCCUCCGUUUCUUGUGCAGCUUUGAGUUUAGAGCCUUUUGGAAUGUCAUCUACGCCCAUAUAUGAGCAUCCAGUGCUAGCUAACUUAGGGAGUACCAAUUCUAAGAUAUUCUCUGAAGAAAUAUCACACGGCACAUAUGAUUCUUCUCUCCCCUCUCUUUCACGAGAUGAAUGCUGUACACAGCAUAGAAAUUAUGUAUCAGAGCCUACGGCUAGUAUGGAUCAAGACAGUGACAGUUCUGAUUCAGAGGUAUUUAGAGUUAAACGACGUACGUCUUUGAAAGUGGAUAAAAGACAUGCAAAUGAUGUCAUAUCAUCAAAGAUUUCUGAACACAAGGGGCUUAAAAGAUUGAAGAAACUUCUACCUGAAGGAAGAAAUGACCAAUGGAUGUCAUCAGAGUGCCAGCGAACUGCUGAAUUAAUCUGCAAUUCCACAUCUAACUUUAAAGAGGGUCAGAAGGACAGGCUUGCUAAGGGAAGUACAAUUCCUAUAUCUAUUAAGUUUAAAAAGUUUGCGAAUGAUGAAGCAAGUAGAAAGCAAGAACGCAGCAGAGUAGACAGGUUCCAGUUUGAGUUGGGGAAGCAGAUCAUGAGGGAACCACCAUCUGUAGAGAUUGGGCCAAAACGUCUUAAAGUGAGAGGUCCCUCAUUUUUAGGCUCAGAGAGAAGGAUAUAGAUUGGCCUUUGGGUCAAAACUGACGAUAAAUCUGGUUGACAUGCCUCUGGUGCAAUGUCUAGAGGCUGGCUUGCUAACUUCAUUUUUCUCUAAUGGGGGGGUUCUAACAGACGACACGGUGAAUCUGCAAGAUCUGUUUGGGAGCAGUGGCAAAAAUUAACCAACUUAAAGGCAAAAUUUUUAUUCUGUGUAGGGCCGCAAAUUGGGUGCCUUCCACGGAAUGUUAUUUUUGGGUUCUCUGGCCAGGGUAUUUUUCCUUCUUUGGCAGGGGAACCUUCCUGCAAAGUUAAAAAUUUGGGGUUAGUAACUUCAUUGUAAAUUUGUCAUUAGCAAUCCAAUUAAUUCUUACAAGGGAAAGUGGGUGUUUCCACUUCUCCAUUUAACAUUAGUCUGCUGCUGCCCUUUACUUACUUUCUUCAUUCUUUUUGUAGCAAGUGACUACUCGAAUAAAUACCGAGAAAUGCUUUGUCUCUUUAUCA
Messenger RNA from Tripterygium wilfordii, 4170 nucleotides. Its product is annotated as lysine-specific demethylase JMJ706-like. Gene Ontology annotation, cellular component: nucleus. Gene Ontology annotation, molecular function: histone demethylase activity. Gene Ontology annotation, biological process: chromatin remodeling. The coding region runs from base 1193 to 3691 and encodes 832 amino acids. NCBI's taxonomy places the organism in Eukaryota, Viridiplantae, Streptophyta, Magnoliopsida, Celastrales, Celastraceae. The transcript is spliced from 12 exons. The record is from RefSeq and is a predicted model, not a curated record.